Cucumis melo (muskmelon) is the source of this 1406-nucleotide messenger RNA. RefSeq names its product wall-associated receptor kinase-like 20. Gene Ontology annotation, molecular function: polysaccharide binding. The record is from RefSeq and is a predicted model, not a curated record. Lineage: Eukaryota; Viridiplantae; Streptophyta; Magnoliopsida; Cucurbitales; Cucurbitaceae. The transcript has 2 exons. Bases 246 to 1190 code for a protein of 314 amino acids.
GGUGCAAACUAAAGCUAUAGCUAAGGUACACACACAAGAAAAAAAAAGUUCAAAAACUUAUCUUCCACUAUACAAAACCCCACUAAACAAGGAAAAUUCUUCCAUCUCAUGCACCAUCAAAGAAAAUAGAAAUAAAUAAACAAAUCCUUAGGUAACAAACCUCUACCAUAUAAUAUAAGCUAAAACAUCAAAAUAUAUAACACUACAAUUAUCCCACCAUCUCUCACACUUUCUCAAAAUCACAAAUGGAUCAGGAACUCUUCUUCCCUUCUCCUCAUGCAUUGCUAAUAAUCCUCGCAUCAUCCUUCCUCCUCCUCCCCUCCAUCUCCUCCCAAGUUUGCCAAAAGACCUGCGGCGACAUCCCGCUUCGUUACCCUUUCGGUAGCGGCAGCGGGUGCGGUGACUCACGAUUCCACCCCUCCAUCACUUGCAAUGAUCAUCAACAACUAAUCUUCACAACUCACACUGGCUGCUACCCCAUCUCCAACAUAGAUUACACCAACCAAGUCCUCUACAUCUCCGACCCGACCAUGUCGACCUGCGCUUGCAACCAACCGAGCAAAGGGUUCGGCCUCGAUUGGGAUGCCCCUUUCACCUUCCACGGUGACACCAUCUUCGCUCUACUCGACUGCUCAAGCUCCUCCCCUGUUUACUCCCCAACCGGUAUGUUCAACGACCGAAACAACAACAACAACUCAUCUCGAGUGUCGCUUUGCGACAGCAGCCGAGGAAUGCCGAUUUGUGGAUUCUUGUAUGGGUGUAAGCCAAUAGUGAGCCUUAAUAUUCCAAUAUCAGGAUGUUGUGUUUAUACACCUGUGAAUUUUGGGCCUUCUUUUGAGAUGGAUUUGGAGAAGCUUAAGUGUGGUUCUUAUUCUGGGUUUUAUAGCUUUAAUGGAAGAGAAACAGAUGCUGAGAGCUGGAAAUAUGGAAUUGCUAUUAAGUAUAAAUUUGCAAUUGAUAAUGUCUAUCCAAGUUGGUGUUCGAGUUGUGAACAGAGUGGUGGGGUUUGUGGGUAUUCAGGUCCCGUUGGUUCGUUUAUAUGUAAUUGUCCUCCUGGAUUUAAUACAACUACUAAUUGUUUCUUUGGAGCUUCUUUCAACGGCGUUUCUAAGUUUCUUCCAUUCCAACUUCCAUGGAUUUGUAUGAUUAUUUUCUUAGGAUGGCUAUUGGUUUGGUCUUCAACAUUUUAGCAAAUAACUUCUCGAGGGCUUUACGUGAACAACUUGGACGGGAAAAAUGUAGCUUUCAUUUCUUCUUUUCUUUUCUUACAUCGUGGAAAGUCAAACUUCUAACUUUGACUUCACAACGAACAGUACAUCAAUCAUGUUGAUUUAAGUAUUAUUUGUGUUUCCAAAUAAGAUGAAAUUUGGUGUCGAAAGCUGUUAAUUAAAGUAAGAUUUUAUGAA